Pomacea canaliculata is the source of this 1363-nucleotide messenger RNA. RefSeq names its product glyoxalase domain-containing protein 5-like. The transcript is spliced from 4 exons. The record is from RefSeq and is a predicted model, not a curated record. Lineage: Eukaryota; Metazoa; Mollusca; Gastropoda; Architaenioglossa; Ampullariidae. Bases 198 to 656 code for a protein of 152 amino acids.
GUCAGUGCGGAAAACUCUUCGAUCUUUAAAUAGCUACACUAAGAAUUCCCUGACAACAUCGAUUGGUCAGAGAUUUUAAAGUCUCUGGAUUGGUUGAAGUGUGUAUCCUCCUUGAAGCCAAAGAAGCACGGACGGAAUGUCCGUGACUGAAGGAUUUUGACUCUUGUUGCUGUGAUCGGCCAGGUAAGGUCGCGAAGAUGUUGGGCAGAGCUCUCCUUGGAACCGUGCGACUGAUCACGACUAGCAGCGUGAGGCCCACCAUCAAAAUCAAACGCCUGGACCACUUUGUCAUCACUGUGAAGGACAUCAAUGCCACGGUGGACUUCUACACACGCGUGCUGGGCAUGGAGGUGACGACCUUUAAGGGCGGGCGGCGGGCCCUCAACUUUGGGAAGCAGAAAAUCAACUUGCACGAGCAGGGCAAGGAAUUCGAGCCAAAAGCUUGCUGGCCCACGCCAGGCUCCGCUGACGUCUGCUUCAUCACCUCCACCCGCCUGGAGGAUGUCCUGGACCAUCUAAAGGCUUGCAACGUACCUGUGGAGGAAGGGCCUGUAGAGCGAACUGGGGCCAUUGGCCUCAUCAGGUCCGUCUAUGUUAGAGAUCCGGACAAUAAUCUCAUCGAGGUAUCCAACUAUGCCAGCAACAUCGACACAUAAUUCAGGAAGAGAAUGACCAUUAAUGACUGAAUGUUUACGAUUUUUUUUAAAUGUAUCAAGAUUACCCAAUAGCUAAUACGAGUCUCAGACUUGUACACAGUAAAUUCAGGUGAGGUCGACUCAGAUGUAGCGGAAAAUGAUUGUUUUAUGGGAUGCACACAGGACUGACACAUAAAACUUCCCUGUAAAAUAUUAGAUGGACACAUAGAAGCUACUUUAGGAUUAUUUUGUGAUGUGCAUCUAUACUGUGGGAUUUUCUGAAAGUCCAUGUAUGUAAGAGUGUCGUAUAGCCUCAUUGCGGCAGGCACAGUGCAAGUGAAAAAUGUAGUUAGUAGAAUACUAGAGAAUCCUUUAGAAUUAAUCAAUAAUAAUUCAGUUAAUCAUUAUGUUAGUCAAUAACUCAACAUUCCACUCGUUACUGUCAGUAAGAUGUUCAUUAAUCUUGUCGAUUUCAGCUUUUAGAAUUUAUUUUGAUUCCAGUGGGGAUUUUUUUUUUGUUUACAUAUUUUAACGAGACCAUUGUAAAGAUAUUUAUCAACAUACCGGAUAUGAAUUGUCUUUCAGUAAAACAGCAAGUUUAUAGCUUUUAAAGCCAUGUUACGUUCAGACUGUUUAUUCGAGAGUUAUGGACAAAAAAUCCUUUCUUUCCUUGUACACAUUUUAUACUUCUGUUAGGUAUUGUUCACAUUAAAGUUUCGCAAAAUGUG